This is a messenger RNA of Spodoptera exigua (beet armyworm), 633 nucleotides long. The record is from the annotation of a GenBank genome assembly. Lineage: Eukaryota; Metazoa; Arthropoda; Insecta; Lepidoptera; Noctuidae.
AUGAAAGUACCUAUGGCUACUUGCGCUGACAUGAUAAAGUUUACGAGACACGUAAACACGAGUGAGCAGCUCGAGGUUCGCUCCAGCGACAAGAAAUGCACGGCCUCAUUAGUCAUUCUCAACUCGUCUAUACAAUAUUUAUGUCAGUCAGGCGUGUUUUUAGAGCUGCGUCGCUGUGACACACGCUCGUCGGUUCACUCGGGUUCAGUACUCGGUUGCUACCCGUGGACCCCUCCACUACACAUGUACAGAGCACAAGUACGUGGCUACGUACCGACGCACACAUAUCUGCACUACCUACCAAGCUACCAAGACCUGUGUCAGGCCGCGCUGGCUCUGCCACCUGUUGAGAAUAUAACAAAACAUUACGCACACAGGCGCACGCGCAUCAAUCCGUCCGCCCCACACUAUUCGCCGCUAGCAGGUCGCGGCAGGGCGCGGCUGCAAGACGCGCCGGGCUCAGCUUACGGUGGACGGUGCACAAUGAGCAGGCCCGAGUGCUGCCCGUGCAAUACAGUGCACAGUGCACUGUACGAGAGCAGACCUUCUGCGUGCGCAGCUCAGCUGUCUGGGUCCGGCUCAGCGGCGUACAAUGUGUCGGCAGGGGGCGCCGCGAUCAAAGGGCAGCACUAA